AUGUCUUGGAAGAUUACGAAGAAGUUGAAGGAAACCCAUUUGGGUCCCCUCGCCAGCACCUUCUCGCGAUCCCCAUCUACCUCUACUAUCACCGAUAAGGACGAGAAGAGUCAAUCCAUCGCCGGAUCCGUUACUCCUACCAACGAAGGUGCCAUCCCAUCCGAGGCCAUGUCACAGGCUCCCGUCGUAAAGCCGCCGAAGCCGGGAAUUCUCAUCGUCACACUACAUGAGGGCCAGGGCUUUUCCCUUCCCGAGCAGCACCGCAACGUUUUUGCGUCCCAGCACACCCAAAACUCACUUUCUAGCGGAAGUGCCCUAAAUAUCGCAGGUUCGGUGCGACCGACCUCGGCAUCACAGCACGUUUCGGGAUCCUAUAUCAAUGGCGGAAACCGCCCUCAAACUUCUGGUGGAGGCUUCACCGGCAUUCCGACAAACCACGGUCGAAUUUCGGGCAAGUACAUGCCUUAUGCGCUUCUCGACUUCGACAAGGUCCAAGUCUUUGUAAACUCCGUCGAUGGCAACCCAGAAAACCCCCUCUGGGCUGGCGCCAAUACCCAGUACAAGUUUGAUGUUUCUCGAGUCACCGAGCUCGCCGUCCACCUCUAUAUGCGAAACCCUCUCGCUCCCCCUGGAUCCGGUCGCAGCCGAGACAUCUUCCUUGGAGUUGUGCGCAUUAACCCCCGAUUCGAAGAGCGUGCCAACUUUGUCGAUGACCAAAAGUCGAACAAGAAGGAUAAAGAUAAGGAUAAGGACAAGACUGCCGAGAAGGCGCUUGGUCACAGUGGUGUCGAGUGGGUUGAUGUUCAGUACGGUACCGGAAAGCUCAAGAUUGGUGUCGAGUACGUGGAGAUCCGGGCCGGCAAGUUAAGGAUUGACGACUUCGACCUUCUCAAGGUCGUUGGUAAGGGCAGUUUCGGUAAGGUCAUGCAGGUGCGCAAGAAGGACACUCACCGUAUCUAUGCCCUCAAGACCAUUCGAAAGGCCCACAUCAUCUCCCGCUCCGAAGUUGCACACACUCUGGCGGAGCGAUCCGUCUUAGCCCAAAUCAACAACCCCUUCAUCGUUCCCCUAAAGUUCUCUUUCCAAUCGCCUGAGAAACUCUAUUUUGUCCUCGCGUUUGUCAACGGCGGGGAGCUUUUCCACCAUCUCCAGAAGGAGCGGCGAUUUGACGUUAACCGCGCCCGAUUCUACACCGCCGAACUUCUCUGUGCUCUCGAGUGUCUCCAUGGCUUCAACGUCAUCUACCGAGACCUGAAACCCGAGAACAUUCUUCUCGACUACCAGGGCCACAUCGCCCUCUGUGACUUUGGUCUCUGCAAGCUCGAUAUGAAGGACGAGGACAGAACUAACACUUUCUGUGGAACUCCCGAAUACUUGGCCCCCGAGCUUCUCCUUGGCACCGGAUACAAUAAGACGGUCGACUGGUGGACGUUGGGUGUCCUGUUGUACGAGAUGUUGAUGGGCUUGCCUCCCUUCUAUGACGAGAACACGAAUGAGAUGUACCGCAAGAUCCUUUCAGAGCCGCUACACUUCCCCACGGACAUCCCUGCGGCUGCUAAGGACCUUCUCACAAAACUCCUCAACCGCAACCCCGACGAGCGCCUCGGAGCUAAUGGCUCCGCCGAGAUCAAGGCCCAUCCGUUCUUCCACGCCAUAGAUUGGCGGAAGCUUCUCCAGCGGAAAUAUGAGCCCGCUUUCAAGCCGAAUGUGGUCGAUGCUCUUGAUACUGCCAACUUUGAUCCCGAAUUCACAUCCGAACCACCAAAGGAUUCCUUUGUCGAGGGAGACCUCCUGUCGCAAACCAUGCAGAACCAAUUUGCUGGCUUCAGUUAUAACCGCCCGAUUGCUGGUCUCGGAGAUGCUGGUGGCAGUGUUAAGGACCCAUCGUUCGUUGGUAGUCUCCAGGAUCGUCGUUAG
This is a messenger RNA of Scedosporium apiospermum, 1917 nucleotides long. Its product is annotated as Serine/threonine-protein kinase gad8. The record is from RefSeq and is a predicted model, not a curated record. The coding region runs from base 1 to 1917 and encodes 638 amino acids. NCBI's taxonomy places the organism in Eukaryota, Fungi, Ascomycota, Sordariomycetes, Microascales, Microascaceae. Gene Ontology annotation, biological process: protein phosphorylation. Gene Ontology annotation, molecular function: protein serine/threonine kinase activity; ATP binding. The transcript has 4 exons.